Amoebophrya sp. A120 is the source of this 3395-nucleotide messenger RNA. The record is from the annotation of a GenBank genome assembly. NCBI's taxonomy places the organism in Eukaryota, Dinophyceae, Syndiniales, Amoebophryaceae.
GCUGAAGGCAGUUUGCGAUUUUUACUUGGAACGCAAUCAAAGUCGAACCUCGGAGUAAGUUGUUUUCAAGUGUUUACCCCAGAGAAGUGGAUCAAUUCUGAGGAGGAUGUGAGGUCGUCAGACAGUCAGAAACGAAAUCCUUGCUGUGCCGCACCAAAGUGAGAUAUCAAUGAGUUCACGUGCGUGGAGCAGCUUCUUCAAACAAUAUUAAUGAUUCAAGAUGCAGCAACAGACACGUCUCAGUCUCGAAUCGUGAGCGCGCCAUGGAGUUCCGAAACCUCCGCCUGACGGCGAGCUCCGAGCUCGGGGAGACGAGCGAUGGCGCCGGGAGCAAGGUUUCGAUUUUGAAAGGUUUGUGCGGCAAAGUCGGGCCAGGUGAAACGUUGGCCAUCAUGGGACCGUCGGGGUCUGGAAAGACCACGCUACUUCGUAUGCUCGCCGGCCAGGUGACGCCAAAUGCGGAAAAGUUUCCGGAACAUUCGGGCACGAUUUCCGUGUUUUGCAACGGAACUAGCUGGAAGGAACUUGCUGCGACAAGCUAUCCGUUUUCCGAGGAGGUCAAGCUGGUCUCGCUCGUGGAGCAAGAGGAUUUUUUCGAAAACCAGGUCACCGUGGGGGAGCAGUUGGAGUUCCAUGCGAAAAUGCGGCUGUUUCGCCUCUCGAAAGCGGAGCAGCAAGAGAAGAUCACGACUGUGUUGCACCGCCUGCGCCUGAGUCACUGCAGAGACCGCCGGAUCGGGUUCCUCAGCGGCGGUGAGCGUAAGCGGCUCUCGAUCGCCGAGGAGCUUUUGCACGAAAAGGUGUCCGUACUUUUGCUCGACGAACCAACGUCCGGACUGGACAGCACGAUGGCACGGGAAGUGGUGGAUAUCUUGUACGACGACGGCUUGGAAGAACAACAGGGCGCCAGCUCUUCGCACAGUAGUGCAAUGAAUUCUCAGAAUGCAAUAUCCUGAGUAAAAACGUCCCCAUCUCAGAGUCAACCUAGGGAUUUUGCAACACAAACCUAGAAGUUUUGGGGCUCACGCAUCACAAGUUGCAGUCCGUAGUGUAGUGCAGCCUAGCAAGGACAAACGCGUCACAAAUGCAUUUGCUCAUCCUGGUUACAGCAUUACAAAUCCCAAAACACGACUAGAAACGCCUCUCAUGGAGAUGCGCAUUACAAACGUGCCUGUCAUUGCAAAUCUGCAUCACAACUCUGGGGUGGGGACGUUUUUACAAAUGAUAUGCAAAAACAACCAUCCUGUUUACCAUCCACCAGCCGUCGUCACUUAUCUACAGCCGCUUCCGCUAUCGCGAGGAAAAUUGCCCCCACCCCCAAAGUUGCAAAAAUUUGUAAUGCGAAGUUUCCAAAUGAAAACUUUUUGUCAUGCAUGAAAGGAGUACAAAUCUUUCUGAUGCAGAGUCUAGGCGUGUUUCGCCGCGCUUGCAUGACAAACGCCGCUCUUGCUGGGAUCUUUUGCAAUACAAAUUUUUGCUAGUCACGAUCGGAAAUCUGCGAUGCUGAUAGAUGCAAGAGAGCGACUGUUUCAUUUGGAAAGGUUUGCAAUACAAAGGCUUUCAAGUUCGGGGGUGGGGACAUUUUUCAUUGUAAUAUCCGCGAAGUGUACUUCAUAGGAAAGGGAGAGUGCUGCUACUUUGGCCCGGGACUUUCCAUGGCUCACGAGCUUUCGGACAAGGGGUUUGCAUUCCCCCGAGGCUACAACGCGGCGGAGUUCGCGCUGGACUUAAUCCAGAAUGAGGAGAAACGCGAGAAGCUGCUGUUGACCUACAGAGAAUUAUCUGGGAGCAAUGUUGCACUACGGGACAGCGCAGAGGAAGUCAGACGAGAUGAGGAUACUGUAGUUGCGACAAACGCGGCCGACAGGAGCGGUCCGAUGGAGGGUGAACCUCCAGUGGGAGAACACCAAAACCCGAAGCAAAUUAGUAAGCGCAUUUUGUCCAAGUACGCGGAGAUGCUGCCUCCGCCGGAUCUUGAUACCGUGGUGGCGCACGACGAGGCAUUGAAUCAAGCAGCUGGCGCAACGACCGCGCAAGACGUAGUUCAUGCGACCGCUAGCACUACUACAACCCGUGUAGUUCUUUCCAACCAGCAAGACCGCCCCUCUUGGUGGACCCAGGUGAGAGCCUUGCACCAGCGGACGUACCGGGCACGCCUGCGACGCAGGUUCGAGACGUGGUUAGCCUUGUACGCGAACGGGGCGCUGCUGGCACUUUGCGGGUGGAUUUUUUUCCGCACCCCGCCGCACCCAAAGAUGAACAACACGCGACACGGCGCGGCGUUUUUCUUCUUCGUGCACCCGAAUUUUUCCGCCGCGUUCGAGACCAUGACGAUGCUGGUCCAGGGCGCGCGGUUUCUCCGGCGCGAAAUUGUGACGAAGCGGCUAUACAGUCUGAGCGCGUUCUCGGUGGGCCGCAUGACAGGGGAGUUGCCGAUCUCCUCUUUGUUUCCGUUACUCUUCACGAUCGCCGCGUGCUUUCUCGUGCAGUUCCACGGCAUCUUCGGCGUCGACGACGACGUGACGGCCGGGUUCUUCUUCGAGAAGUUUUUCGUCUUUUUGCUGAUUUCUGAAUGUGUCAUGCUGACGGCGAACGCGGCCGGGGCGUUCGUCGCCUCUCUGACCGUAUCAAGUGUAAAAAUGUCUGGGUCUGGAAACUUGUGAUGCUGGUUGGCGUAUCAUGAGGCGGCGACAAGUGCUGGCUCAGCAUGACAAGUUUGUGAGCUUCGAGGUGUUGCCUGGUCUGCAUGACAAACUGCUUUUCUGCAUGACAAAAAAGCGAGGCUCUUGGGUAACGUGCAUGACAGACUUUGGGGUCAUGCUGGCAGAGCAUGACAGACCUUCCAUUCUUCCAGACCCAGACAUUUUUACAAUCCAUAGACCGACGACCCGGACAUCGCGACUGCGAUACUACUCAUGAUACUACUCCCGAUGCUGCUGCUGAACGGGUUUAUGCUGGAUUUGGAUUUACUGCCCGUAUGGAUGCGGUGGGUGAAAUACCUGUCAUUGGCCUACUGGGGUUUUAACGCGAUGAUUGUCUGGGCUUGGACCGACGUAAAACUGGACACAUGCUCCACCGAGGAGUUUGUUCUCUACCCAGACGACUGCCAAUACAAAACGGGGGAAGAGGUGCUGAAGAGCAAUUUCGGCAUUGAUGUCACGGAGACGGAUCACAUUGCGAACUCCCUAGUGGCCUUGUUGGCCUUUGCGGCAAUCUGCCGGGUGUUAGCGUUUGGGAGAAAUUAUUCCCGGUACAUGUGUGAUGACUCGGUUUCGGUAUUGCUUGAAAAACUAAAAUGGAAAAAGUCUGGUACAAACACAAAUCCUACUGAGCGGCUCCAAAAUACUGACGAAAAAUAGCAACCGACAUGAACAAUAGGAACUCCAUCAUUGAGU